Molecule: messenger RNA, 1605 nt
Organism: Cydia pomonella (codling moth)
Lineage: Eukaryota; Metazoa; Arthropoda; Insecta; Lepidoptera; Tortricidae
Exons: 3
Coding region: 102-1079 (325 amino acids)
Source: RefSeq, a predicted model, not a curated record
UUAGUCAAUUUGUGUAGGAAUGUCCAAUAUUUAUUUAUUAUUUACUCAAGGGUUUCCCACAGAUUCCCCUUAAAGGAUGUUCUGAUAUUGACGGAGAUUGUAUGGAGCCCCAACUAUUUGUGGAAGAAACGUACUGCGGUUACAACAAUAUGACAUCAUUAACGAUGUACACAAUUAACAAUAAAUCUCUAGCAACUUCUCUCCAUGACGGCUGCGCUGUUGAUUUUGAUGAACCACUUAAUUUAAAUAACACAUUUUAUAUCGAAUGUGAUACGGAAACUAGUUGCUUUGAUGAAUCAAAAGAAAUUAGUAGAGAGACUUAUUACCUAGAGUGCGAAGAAGUGGAUAUAUUUAGUAAAGAAAUAAUGAUUUCAAAAGAGCAUAAUGAAAGUACGACAGAGUCGUUUUUACUGACAAAUGAAACUACAACAGAAUUCUAUGAUAAAACAACAGCUGCACAUGGAAGUUCAUCAGAAGUUUAUAUAUUUACAAAUGAAACUAUCACGGAUCCUGAUGGUCUAUUGAGAAAUGGUCUUGUAAAUUCAACAAAAGUUGAUGUGGAUACCGAAUCUUCCACAGCAGUUGAAAGCAUAUCGAAAAAUGAUAUUGCGAUUUCGUCAGGAGCAGGGUUCACAGCGGAAUCUACCACAUCAGUUGAUGACAUAUUGAACCAUGAUGUUGCCAAUUCGGCAAAGGUUAAUUUGUUUACAACUACAACUAGUAUAACUACCACAGAGCUUAAUAAUGAAUUGAAAGAUAAUCAUAAUUCAUCAAAAGGAGAUAAUAUGUUUGACAAUGAAACGUCGAUUGAGCAUUAUGAUGUAUUGAAAGAUAUUAAUGCGAAUUCUACAAUAAUAAAUGCAUUAAGUAAUAAUACUGAUGCUCGUAUAUUAACGGCAGCUACGGAGAAUUCGUCUGACUCUAAUAAUAUCUUGGCUAUUCUUGGAUAUUCUUUAGCAGGGAUUGGAGCAACAUUGGCGUUAGCUUUCGGAGCAUAUAGAUUCAAAAAUGCUGUGCAAUCAGGAAGCUACUUAAUUCCUGAAACAUCAAGUCCACCGGGUUUUAUAGAGCUAGCAUGAGUUGUGCUGUAUCGCAAUGCUAUAUCGAAGGAGUGACAACAUUCCAGCCACUGAUUGAAAGGGCUCUCCGAACUUCAAGACUUCUACACUAUCUACGCGUUGACUGUGCGUUUCUCCAAAAACUUCUUGCCUCACACGGCUAAACUGUUUAAUGAAUGUUGCCAGCGGUAUUUCCGGACCGAUAUGACCUUCACUCACAAAAUUCGGCAAUCGUGAAAAAUACAAUCGCAUACACCCUUAUGCCUGGGCCGUAUCCUUGUUGUAUAAUGGAAUUAUUAAAUACCAUUGCAAGUCACAAGCAAGGUGAUAUAUUACUCCGGGACAAAGACUGCUGCUAUUUAUAUAAAGCGCAAGACAGACCCCAUAUGGAGUAUUGCUGUGCCCCAGGAGCAACUGCAUUCCAGCUUGGACCCUUCUACUCAGUCCAAAGGCGCGCUGUACGAGUCGUCGACGAUCCCAAACUCCUUGACAUGAUGCCAACGGCCGAUUUCUAUCACCGCACCGCUCGCCGUCGGCAGGGUGUUCA